GUAUCAGGACUGGUAUCGACUUUUUUUCUUUCACCAGCAUCAAGUGCAAUUAAAUCUGAAGAUUACGGUGAAUGGAGUUCCUGGUCAGUUGUCCAGACGCAACCAUGUCUUCGUUUACGGUCCAGAAACUGUUUGCCAAAAUCAAACAACUGCACUACAGAUGAAGAAUUCAGUCUCUGUCCCGUUGUUCAAUGGGGCGAAUGGGGCCCGACGCAGUGUACAAUUACAACAGGGGUGUGCGUUAUUGCAAGGACCAGGAAUUGUUCUGUGCCAACAAUAAAAGACUGCCAGAGCACCGAAAAGGAUCGUGAAAUACAUGUUUGGGGAGAUAUGAAAACAUGUCCGUGUAUGAAAGGUGGAACAAUAGAUUCUGCUCAGAACAGCGGUCAAUGGGAAGAUUGGAGUAGCUGGCAAUGUCAGAGAAGUGCAGACAGCUGCUAUGUAUUCAGAACGCGUCACUGUAGCGUUCCAGAUACUAAGAACUGUCCAACGAAGGGUAGCAGUCAGCUAAAAUUAUGGGAAGGCACAUGUCCAUGUGGAAAUGUCUCAGAGAGUAUAUCAACAUCAUCACCACCAUCAACAACAACAACAACAACAGUAUCAACAGUCGCAACAGUAUCAAGCACUCUACUUACAACACAAAGUCAACCUCUCAUCCAGACUACCUAUGCUAGCCAUUGGCUUGAGUGGGGAGAAUGGGACUGUCACAGUGUCGGGUUCGGAUGCAUGCAAACUAGAUGGAGAAACUGUUCGGCGGAAGAUCAUACUAAGUGUAAUGGAAACCGUUACGAACUGAAUUCUUGCACACAAAACACAUGCAAAGACUCUUCACCAGAUGCCACAACAGCAAGCCCCCUGGCGAAAUGGACUCCAUGGGGACCAUGGGAGUGUCAUAACGAGCAAAUACCAUGCGUUUUAUACCGAUACAGAAACUGUUCGACAUUUGAAAUUGACUGUGAAGCUAAAGGCGGAUCAAACUACGAACUGAUGACAUGCGGUGAUAUGUGUGCAGUUCCAGACAAAGCGAGUACAACAGAUACAUCAACAGUUGAUAUAUCUACACCUGUAACGACAUCGAGUAACACGACACCAUUUUCAGUGACCUACUGGUUAGAGUGGGGUAGCUGGGAUUGUAAGAAGCAAGAAACAGGUUUAUGUCUUAUGGCUCGCACAAGAAACUGUUCAACGUACAAUCCAGAUGAUUGCGAAAUCAAAGUGACUGGAGCACAUUAUGAAUUAAGACCUUGUGAUACAGAUAUAUGCGCAGCUCAAUCCUCUGCACAAUGGUCUGACUGGUUCUAUGGAAAAUGUUCCGUCAGUUGUGGUAAUGGAACAACAAACAGACUGCGGCACUGUAGCACCGGACAUGAUGAAGAUUGCGCUGGAAGUCCCUUUGAAACAGUUCCCUGUGCUGCCACAGAUUGCUCUGUUUUAGAGAUAUAACCAGCCAUUCCUAUUGUCUCGGAAGUGCUUACGUCGAAAAAUGAUUUUAAUGACUAAAAUGCUUGUGUUUAACUUAUUUUGUUUGCAAUAUGAGUUAAAUAUUAAAGAAUAUGUUGUCUGCGUU
Molecule: messenger RNA, 1567 nt
Organism: Mercenaria mercenaria
Lineage: Eukaryota; Metazoa; Mollusca; Bivalvia; Venerida; Veneridae
Product: A disintegrin and metalloproteinase with thrombospondin motifs adt-2-like
Exons: 9
Coding region: 331-1443 (370 amino acids)
Source: RefSeq, a predicted model, not a curated record